Molecule: messenger RNA, 1179 nt
Organism: Oikopleura dioica
Lineage: Eukaryota; Metazoa; Chordata; Appendicularia; Copelata; Oikopleuridae
Source: the annotation of a GenBank genome assembly
AUGAUAUUCAGAAUGAGCGCCGAAGUCGAGCAAAUGCCAGUAACGAAGCACGGGGUGCAUACCCUCUGCUUCCGAUCUUUGAAAAGAACUCACGAUACCUUCAUUUCGGACCACGGAUGCAUGCCUGAAGCAGACAAAGACAAGCAAGAGGAAAAGAUGAAGAUCGCCCAGCGAAAAGCUCCAGUGAUGCCGAAGCCAAAAUGGCACGCGCCUUGGAAGCUUUAUCGAGUCAUUUCUGGGCAUAUUGGGUGGGUUCGUUGCGUUGACUUCGAGCCUGGAAACGAGUGGUUUGUUACGGGAUCUAAUGAUAGAUGCAUCAAAAUUUGGGACUCUGCAAGUGGAAAAUUGAAGCUAACCCUGACUGGUCAUAUUUCCGAGGUCCGAGGCGUGAAAGUAUCGACGAGACACCCCUACAUCUUCAGUUGCGGACAAGAUCAUACAGUCAAGUGCUGGGAUAUGGAAUACAAUCGAGUUAUCAGACAUUAUCACGGUCACUUAUCAUCGGUCUACGGCUUGGAUUUGCAUCCUACUAUUGAUGUUCUUGUUUCUGUUGGCCGAGAUGCUUGUGGAAGAGUUUGGGACAUGAGAACGAAGGCUAAUGUCAUGACUCUUACAGGCCAUACAAAUACAGUAGCAGCCGUGCGAUGUCAAGCCGCUGAGCCUCAAGUGAUUACUUCUUCUCACGAUACAACCGUUCGACUUUGGGAUUUGGCUGCUGGCAAAACUCACUGUACUUUGACAAAUCACAAGAAGUCCGUGCGCGCUCUUGCUCUUCAUCCCAAACAGUACACUUUUGCUUCAGCUGCUCCCGACAAUAUCAAACAGUGGAAGUUCCCUGAUGGCAACUUCAUCCAAAACGUCUCCGGCCACAACUCGAUCUUGAACGCUUUGGCGAUCAACUCCGACGGUGUCAUGGUCUCCGGCGCUGACAACGGAACCAUGCAGUGGUUCGACUGGAGAACUGGCUACAAUUUCCAGCGAUAUCAGGCGCCAGUGCAGCCUGGCUCGCUCGAUUCCGAAUCUGGCAUUUUCGCUCUGGCCUUUGACAAGUCAGAGAGUCGACUGAUUUCUUGCGAGGGUGAUAAGACUAUCAAACUUUACAAGGAAGAUGCGGAAGCAACAGAAGAAACGAACCCGAUCCUGUGGAAACCAGAAGUCGCGCGACGAAAGCGAUUCUAG